Messenger RNA from Penicillium crustosum, 189 nucleotides. RefSeq lists its product as uncharacterized. The record is from RefSeq and is a predicted model, not a curated record. NCBI's taxonomy places the organism in Eukaryota, Fungi, Ascomycota, Eurotiomycetes, Eurotiales, Aspergillaceae. The transcript is spliced from 2 exons. Bases 1 to 189 code for a protein of 62 amino acids.
AUGAAAAUUUUCUUUGACAAUACCACAUCCCACGAUUAUUCCAAAAUUUCACCAAUUGCACCAAAAAAACAUGAUAAGAGUGGGAUUCGAACCCACGCCUCUUGCGAGACCAGGAAACUAUUGCUAGUUGUGGAGUCAAGGUAUACCUUAACCUGGCGCCUUAGACCAACUCGGCCAUCUUACCAGUGA